AAAUGUAGCGCCAUACUGAGUGGAGCCGCGGAAAUGCGUCGGAAGCGUGCGCCCGCGAGCACGGGUGGCAUGUGCACUGCCCUCAUCGCACUCCUGCUACUCUUCGCUGCCGCCGUGUCCGCUGGCGCGGCGGGGCAGCGCCCCGGCCGGACGCGCACGCGGGGGCAGCGGGCGCGCGGCAAGGGGGGCUCGGCACGCGGCAGCUCAGGGCACGGCGGCCAGCCGCAGCAGCCGGGCGAACAGGUGCAAGUGCACGAGGCCAAGUUGUCGCGCUACGACUUCUUCGAACUUCAAGGGAUGAUGGAGGGGCUCAUGGAGGCGGCGCUGGGCCCGGAGGUGGUGUACUGGCGCACCCGCGGCGUCACGUGUGAGGAUGUGGCGGAUACAGUCGCCAGCCUACACAAUGUCGCGCCUGACACUGUGCGUGUGGUGCUCAUCCGCAACAACACCUGGCGCUUCCUCAUGCCUGCGCGGCGCCCCAGUGGCAUCACAAGAGCCGAGGGAGGAGGGGACGGCGCCUGGACGUCAACCGCCGCCAAUCUAGCUGCGGGGGACGCGGCGGGCGACAGUGUGGGCCGCUCGGGUGCAACUGACAGUAGCAGCGGCAGUAGCAGCAGGACUAGCAGCAGUAGCAGUAGCAGCCGGCAGGGCGCGGCGGUGGGGCGGCGGUAUCCGUGGCCGCGGCUGGUUCCUGAGCCCCUCGGUGAAUGCGCCUCGCCGUGUCACGGCCAGCUGCGGGCGCUGCACGCCGCCAUCUCGGGGCGGCUGCAUGCGCGGUGGGCCGCCAAGCGGUACGACCUGCCCGACAUGGUGCUGCUGCUCAACACGGCGGACAACAUGCAGCGCUACGGCCUACACUCGCGCGCACCCAUCCUGUCGCUCCAGAAGUGGUGGCGCGUGCCGUGGGGGGCCAAUAGCAGUACCAGGGGCAGUAGCAACGGCGGUAGCGCAGCUGGGAUCGCUGGUGGCCCUGCUGCUACAGCCGUCACGCUCGGACGCAUUGGCGGAGUAUUGCUACAGCCGCAACCGCUGCCGCGCAACGUCGCGGCAGCUGUAGCAGCGGCGGUGCGGGGCAGUGACAUGGAGGAGGCUGUGCUGCGCGGCUUUGGCAUCGCCGGCAGUAGCAGUGAUGGCAGUAGCAGUAAUAGCAGAACCACUGGUGCUGGGGGUGCGGCGGCGGCGACGGACGAUGACCCGCUAUGGACGAUGGUCCGGCGCUUUGUGGCCAGCCGCUCGCCUGAUCUGCCGCCGGGCGUGACGGCGCCGGACCGCCACGCCGCGCCGCCGCCGCCCGGCCCACCACCGCCGUCAUCUCCAUCACACCGCAACAACGGCAUUGAUAACGGCAAUGAUCUGUACGGCAGCAGUAACGGUACGGAACCGCCGCCGCCGCUACCCGAGUACGACAUGGACCUGCUGCUGCCCACCAUGGCCUUUUCCCCUCGCAGCCUGACGUUUGCACCCUGGCGGAAGAAGAAGGACGUGGCCUUCUUCAGCGGUGUGCCCUACUGCCCCGACUACCCCACCCCGCACGCCGCCUGCCCCCGCGUGCUGCUGGCGCACCUGUCCCAUCUCGCCCGCGCCCUCAACCGCACCAACGCACACCCUGCUCCUGGCCACGACCGCGGCCGCGCCGCCGCCGCCAGCAGCACCGCGGCCACCUCAACAGCCCCCCACCCCCACCCCCCACCCUCCGGACUCCCUCACUGGGGACCGCUGCACCCGCACCCCGCGGCUGCCGUGUCCGCCGCCGCUGGCUCACUAGACGUACGGUUGGUGCGGCCGUACACACACAAGCCCCUGGGCUCACGCAGCCCCUUCGAACUCAACGUCACACUGCCCGCGCACCCGCCCACGCCCAUCUCGGACCACGCGCGCUACCGCUGGCUGCUCAACGUGGACGGACUGGCUGGGUCGUCCCGCAUGGGGCUGCUCAUGACCACGGACUCGGCCAUCCUCAAGAGCAGGAGCCCCUUCAUCGAGUACUACAGCCGACUACAGACGCCCGGCUCGCACUACCUGGAUUUCUGGUCCAACGCCUCCGACCCCUACGACGUGCUGGCCGUGCUGGCGGCGGCGCGGGCGGCGGCGAAGGCGGACCCGGCAGCGGUGGCAGCGGCGGCGGCGGCCAACCAGGCCAUCGCGGCGAGGUACUUGUCCAUGCAGGCCAAGAUGCUGUACGCGCGCGCUGCGCUGCUGGCCUACCACUCGCUGGUGCCCGACAUGGGCGGCUGCGUGCGGGACCUGGUGAAGAGCCUGGAGGAGGAAGGCGAGCAGCAGCAGUGAACUGGAGGAGGAGGAGGGGGAGAAGGAGGAGGAGGGGGACGGGAGGGAACCGGGUAAUGGCAGCAGGCGGCAACAGCCACACUGGCAGGGAGAUGCUGGGGUAGACUGUAGCAGCUGUCCGGCUUGUACAACAUUGAGGCAUUGAGAUUGUGCAAGCUGAAAGGAUGUCAGACCGGUGACACUUGGUUCAGGACAUCCUUCUCCGUACAUUUGUUACUAAUGUCAUUUUGUUCCGGUAGAUCGUUAGUUCGAUGUGUACAAGUACCCUGCACUCACCAUCACCACCAUUCUGCACGGCGUUGCCAGCCUACUUCAGCUUCACGUGCCACCGACCGUCCUUCUCCUUGUAAAUGAAUACUUCCCAGUCCAACCCAGUCAGACACCUGAUCUCACAUAGGAAAUCCCUUGCGUCAUGAGAGGCGCCGUCGUUCCAAUUGGUGGGGGUAUGGUAGAUCUCGCAGACACCACCGUCUGCCAGAGCGUCAGCGAUGCACCGCUUUAAUAUCCGGAAGUGCGUCGUGUACCGUCCCUCGUUGGCGAGCAGUGUCGCGUACGCCCGCUGCAGCCGUGCCAUACGCGCCUCCUGCCUCGCCUCCGCCCGGGCCUGGUCCACAGCACCGCGCAGGUUGCAUAGCUCAGCAACCACCUCGUUGCGGAGGCUGCGCAGCUCAGCAACGAUUGCUUCGGAGUGUGUGGCGGACUGUGUCGCCGCCUCCGCCUCCGGCGGCUCCUCGGCCUUCUUGGCGAGGGAGGCAGCGCGGACUGCUGGCGCCCGCAGGGAAGGGCGAGAGCGCGGCGCGAAGGCGCAGAAGGCAGGCCGCGGCGCGACGGCGCGCUGCGGCCUGCGCACAGAGCUGGGCAUAAUUCGUGUAAUUGAGAGCAUUGUUUAAUUUGAUAUGUAGCGUGAAAGCGAUUGAUAUUACUGCAUGUAGCGCGGCCCGAAGUGGGCGUUCACGGCACGGUUCCUUAACACCUAGGGCUUGGGAUGUGAUGGGACAUGGCAAGGGAAGCAAGUGGCUGACAUAGUUGAGUCCCGAGAAACAGA
Molecule: messenger RNA, 3331 nt
Organism: Chlamydomonas reinhardtii
Lineage: Eukaryota; Viridiplantae; Chlorophyta; Chlorophyceae; Chlamydomonadales; Chlamydomonadaceae
Exons: 13
Coding region: 34-2286 (750 amino acids)
Source: RefSeq, a predicted model, not a curated record